Messenger RNA from Vitis vinifera (wine grape), 1870 nucleotides. RefSeq names its product probable carboxylesterase 17. The coding region runs from base 744 to 1766 and encodes 340 amino acids. The transcript is spliced from 2 exons. Lineage: Eukaryota; Viridiplantae; Streptophyta; Magnoliopsida; Vitales; Vitaceae. Gene Ontology annotation, molecular function: hydrolase activity. The record is from RefSeq and is a predicted model, not a curated record.
AAAAUUAAAAGGGCCACCCACUUCUGAAGUUGCCCUCCAGCCGAGAGAAUUCCCCUUUUCUGAAGUUGCCCUCCGGCCGAGAGAAUUCCUAAAAAAGACCUAUUUUCCUCUGCCACUCUCAAUCCUCGCAGGUACUAAUCUAAUCACGUUGAUAUUAUUUUUUUUGCAACUCCCGUUUGAUUCCCAAGAAAAUCCAUCCCCCAUUCGAUUUCCGGGGAAAUUCAUCCUCGUUUGAUUUCCGAGAAAAUCCAUUCAAAACCCCCAAAGAAAACCAAAAAAUUUGCUUUUCUUUUGCUUCCUGUGUUUUCUGGAUCUGUUUUAAGGGUCUCUUUGCUGUUGUGCCAUUGGAUUUAAAUUUCAUGAACCCUAAAUCCACGAUUUUUGAGCCAGAUUUUGUAUCCUGUGCGCGGGCUGGACUGGUAGGAAAUAUCGGGAAAUUUUCCGAAAAAUCGGUAAAAAUACCGAAAUUUCGGCGAUAUUUUCGGCGAUUUUUUGAAAUUCUCCCCCGGUUGCUCCGCGCGUCAGAUCCACUCGCGAAUUUAUCGGUGCUUCACGGAUAUUUCGCUUCGGUGCCGCCCGAUAUCCGAUAUUUCCCCGAUUUUUCAAUCCUUGCUCAUGACCAACUUCGUCAUUUUCUAUGUCUUGACUGAAGUUUUCCCUCUUAAAUAUGCCUCAAACUCACGUUAUGUGAUCAAUCCAACAUCCUCAAACUCACCUUACCAAAGUUUUGACUUUUGAGAACAAUGUCCGUAGUUGCAGAAAUUCCAGGUUACCUCCAACUCCUUUCUGAUGGCUCCGUUAAACGACUUCAACAGCAAACUUCCCCUGCCUCCAAUGGUUCAUCAUCCAAUGGAUAUAAGUCCAAGGAUGUGAUCAUUAACUCAACAAAGCCUACAUCUGCAAGGAUCUUUCUGCCUGAUAUUCUGGGCUCCUCUAGCCUCCUUCCAGUUAUAGUUUACUUCCAUGGUGGAGGUUUCUGCGUAGGCUCAACCACAUGGCUUGGGUACCAUACUUUCCUUGGAGACCUUGCGGUGGCAUCCCAAUCAAUAGUUCUUUCGGUGGACUACCGCCUUGCACCCGAAAACAGGCUCCCUAUAGCUUAUGAUGAUUGUUAUAGUUCACUUGAGUGGCUAAGUCGCCAAGUGAGCUCUGAACCAUGGCUUGAGAGAGCUGACCUCUCUCGAGUGUUUCUCUCAGGGGACAGUGCUGGAGGAAACAUCGUUCACAAUGUUGCUCUCAGAACAAUUCAGGAACAAUCUUGUGAUCAAGUAAAGAUUAAAGGGUUGUUGAUAAUACAUCCCUUUUUUGGGAGCGAGGAGAGGACCGAGAAGGAGAGGGCCAGCGGAGGAGAAGCUGAGGUUUUGACAUGGCUUGACUUGUUUUGGAAACUAAGCUUGCCAGAAGGGUCAAACUGCGACUAUUCUGGGUGUAACUUUGCGAUGGCAGAAUUGUCCAGGGCUGAAUGGUCUCGGUUUCCACCAGCUGUGGUUUAUGUGGCUGGUUUGGAUUUCUCAAAAGAAAGGCAAGUCACGUAUGCGGCCUUUCUGGAGAAGAAGGGGGUGGAGGUGAAGCUGGUGGAAUCUGAAGGAGAAAUUCAUGCGUAUCAUAUGCUCCAUCCUGAAUCUGAGGCGACUCGUUUGCUUCAAAAGCAAAUGAGUGCUCUCAGAGUCAUCUCCAAUUAUUCAUCAGAUGAAAUUCAUGGUUGUGUGUGCAUGGUUUUGGCAUGGAAAAUGGUGGAAAAUUCAACAUCUACUAAAUGGAACUGAGCCGAUUCAAUUCUUUGGAGAUGUCCAUAUGUAUACCUCCAUGAAUGAUCAUAUUUCAUAUACAUAAUACAUAGCUAUCCUUUCAAUGCACUUUAUUCAUAUCC